AUGGUCGACGUGGAGAGUUUGAUAUUGGGGGCGGUCUACUAUUAUGGUCACCUCAUCGGAGUUAGUAACUUUGAGUUCAACUGGCAAACGGGUCGUGUCUUUACUGCCAAAAGAAGUACAUUCUAUGCUGUCGCGAUUAACUCCCUUGUUUGUAUUCUAUAUACUUAUCACUGGACCGGUCAUACGAAUAUAAUUAAUUUGGGCUUCGGAAAGGCAAACAAGCUGCAUGAAUAUGUUGUCGUCCUUAUGUCAGGCCUGAGAAUUGGUAUAGGUCUAUUUACCUUGAUUCACAGAUGGUACCAGCGCUGCAAGAUGAUGGACUUGACGAGGAAGGUGCUUCGGGUAUUUAUUGCCAGGCCCCAGGUGAAGAGGCUGUCCCGCUGGGGCAUUCUCGCCAAGUUUCUCUCUGGAUCUGUGACUGAUCUCCUCCAAAUGGCCUUCGUGCUGGACGCAAUAGGCCGCGUGGACUCGCAAUUCUACUUGGGAAUGGGCUUGCAGUUCUGGAUGUCGGCCAUCCUCAAUUUGGCCGUAUCGCAGCAUUAUCUUAUAAUGCUUUUCGUUCGGACGCAGUAUAAGCUGCUCAACGCUGAACUGCAGCAGGUGAUCGAGGAGUCCAAGGAGUUAAGUUGGAAUCCUCGACGGCAGGGGGUUUUCAUGACUAGGUGUUGUUUCUUGGCAGAUCAGCUGGACAACAUAGCCAAGCUCCAGAGUCAGCUGCAAAAAAUAGUGAACCAGUUGGAGGAAGUAUUCGGCAUUCAGGGCGCCCUGGUCUAUAUGGGAUACUACAUGUCCUCGGUGUCCACCUCCUACCUCACCUAUAGCAUCCUUAAAAUUGGCUACCAGAACAUGCAGAUGACGCUGACUAUUGUGAUCCUGUCCAUCGUAUGGAGCUUCUUCUACUACCUCGAUGGUAUGCUUAAUCUGUCCGUCAUGCUGCAUGUCCAGGAUGAUCACAAGGAUAUGGGCCGUCUACUGGAGCAGCGAACCCUAUUUGCACCCGGCUUGGAUGUGCGACUCGAAGAAGCCUUUGAGAGCCUCCAGCUGCAGCUGAUUCGAAAUCCUUUAAAAAUUGAUUUAAUGCAUUUAUACGACGUCACCCGAGGUUCUACCAUGACCAUGUUUGGAAAUCUGAUAACACAUUCCAUCUUCCUAAUUCAAUACGACAUGGAGAACUUCUGA
Messenger RNA from Drosophila takahashii, 1179 nucleotides. It is a transcript of the gene Gr36c, whose product is annotated as Gustatory receptor 36c. Gene Ontology annotation, cellular component: neuronal cell body; dendrite; axon. The record is from RefSeq and is a predicted model, not a curated record. Gene Ontology annotation, biological process: sensory perception of taste; chemosensory behavior; male courtship behavior. Lineage: Eukaryota; Metazoa; Arthropoda; Insecta; Diptera; Drosophilidae. Gene Ontology annotation, molecular function: sweet taste receptor activity.